GUUUUAAACUCCAUACGCGGCCAUGCCGCACCGUCCUGACCCAACGUCGCCAUUAUCGUACCCACGCUUGACAAAGCAUGCGUCGGUGCGAGGCGACCCACCCACGUCAUCGGAACGCUCCCCAGCCGUCACAUUUGCCGCGCAAUCCCAUUCGAUCAAGCAUAUUUGGUGGUCGGCAAAACACAAAACAGAGCACCUUUUCACGUCGUUUUAUGCCCAUAAUCCGCAAGCCCUCGCGCGCGCGACCCCAGUUGCACGAGAUGUCGAGGCGGCGGAGCUCGGGACGUUGUACCGACAUCGCCAGCUCGAGAUGCUUCGCGGUCCUGCCACGUCCUUUGCCACAACCAGUAUUCACGACGAAUCGUUUGCAUUGGUUCCGACGUCGCGCUUGGCAAAACUCGAAAGACUCGAGCAGUAUUUGAAAGCCGAGCAAGCGCGGCUGGAAGCCCAAUGCGUCUGGGCAUUCCAGGAUACGCCCGUCAGCGCAAGGUUGCCCGUUCAGUUUAUCGUUGUGGCUGUGCAUUCGAUUUUGGACAAGGCGAUCGCCGACAGCGCCAUGACAUGGGCGGUUCACAGGAAUGCCCGAUGCGUGCUACCGGACGGUCUUGCGACAGCCAUUGCCCACACAACGCAGCACCUUAGCCACUGCGACCACGUCCACCGCAUCAACAAAUCUCUCCGACUGCCCAACCGACCCCACCAUCGAUUGCACGCACUGCUGACGACACAAUCGAACCUCCAUCAGCUCCAUCGGCAAGCCACCGAAUACCACGAACGCUUUGACAUGGCGCGAGAAGAAAAGCUCCAGCGAAUGCACCAUCAAUGGAGUAUUGUUAACGACCGCAAGGCAGAUUACACAAAGUACGUUGACCUGGCGCUCCAGUUUCAGCCACUAUCGGAAGCCGACUUCAAUGCCACCGCAUGGCCUGGACACUUUUAUGAGCUGCGGCUACGAGGAAGCUGCCACCGCAUCGAGCGAUUCAUCCAUCGUCAUGGCCCUCGUCGACGUGCCAAAAAGUUCUCAGCAGCUCGCACAAUUCAGUCGUUGGUGCGCGGGUUCAAAGCUCGGCGACGGUACCGGCCAGCGAUGAUGUUUCGUCGGCGAACAUGGCACAACUUCAUGCGCCACACGUUUGUGGCCUGGCGCGGUUGGACAACAAAGGCGGCGAAAGCGAAGCGAAUUCUACGCACAGCUCUCGCGUCCCGCCAAGCGACUUGUUUUGGGCGCUGGGUCGAAUUUGUCCGUGUAGUCCGCGCGGAAAAGGAGCGCAAAGUUCGUGGAGCGCUCGCCCAGUUGCUGUACAAUCGAACUGAGUCCGUGCUGCGUUCGUGGCGGGGAUAUGCCAGUCGAAUGAAGAGCGUUCGCCGUAUGAACAGGCGGACGGUGGCGACCAAUCGCGGAUAUUACUUUUACACGUGGCGCGCGGCAGCAACAGCAGUGGUCCUGGGCCGCCUGCAACAACGCUGUGCCGUGAAAGUGCAGGCAGUGUGGCGCCGGCUCCUCGCUACCCGCGAGACGCAGCAUAGACGUACGUCGUACAACAAGGCUGCGGUUCACAUACAAGCUGUGGCUCGUGGCCGGUGUCGGAGGCGGCAGCCAGUGCCUCCCAAUCGAAAAGAAGAGAUUCGUCGAGCGGCUUUUCUCGGCUUUGCCCAAUCUCUAGCUUACAACGUGGCCGUGGCCUGUGAAGUCCGACGGCGCAAGGCAGAAAACGAUGUGGUGAAGCUCACAGAAACUAGUGCGAUCAACGCGCUCAAAGAAGCCCAGGCGUCCAAGGAAGGCGAGAUGCAGUUAGCCAGGUUGGCCGCGGCAGAGCGCGCCCGUCAUGUAACUGGCACACACGCAGUGUUCUUGCGAACGUACGACAUGACGAAAGCCGAGGCUAUGGCUGUUGUGGCCCAGCGCCAAGUCGAUAAAGCGUUGGCAGAUGCCGAGCAACUGGCGCGUCAAAUGUUUCGACUGCAGCGGCCACCACCAUUUGAGUGCAUUCAUCCAAGUCACUUGGACGCGAGCUUUGCCACAGCAGAUGAAUUCCUCUCCCAUUCAUGCUGCCCCAUGACACCCGAGCAACGACUGACCUACGUCAUGGUUUGCGACGGGAAAGUGGCUGGUGGCGACAGUGUCAAGUUGGUGCUUCGCCUGUGGAGCACAGCGCAUUGCGUGUUGGCCAUGACAGACUCUGAUGCGCCUGGUGAGCAAGUUGCGACCGACGUCGCACUUUUGCCGCUGCCACCUUCGUCAAGAAGAGAUGAUGUCGGCUCGACUGAGGCUUUGACGAGAGCUUUGAUUGGAAUGAAAAAGUGGUUUGCAGUGGCAACGCUUUCAUCCAUAUCCACCACCAGUUCAAAGCUUGAGCGCAUUCGACUCGCGGCUGAGCUUCGAUGGCAAGUGUUACUUUGGAUUUCGUCGAACGCGUCUCUCGAAAGGGGAUUAUUGGACAGCGUGCCGUACCCUCCACCACUUGACCGGAACUCGUGGCACUCGCUGCACUAUGACCACGCGAACAAGUCAUUCUUUAUGCGUUGGGCAAGCCUACAGCACAAGAAGUUGCUGCCGCAUUUCCAGCGAGACGCCGCAGCAAUGCUCCUUGGCGUGGGGGUCGCAGCUCAAGAUGUCGUGGUGAAAAGACUGCGGGCAAUGCAUGGCUUGCGCCAGCGAGCAUCUCGCGGGUACAUUCAUCUCGUGGAGAAGCGCGCUGUAUUGCAUGUUGUGAAGCGUUUCCACGCACGGAAUGGGCUCUGGAGUUUGGCAACGCAAGCAGUCGAAGCGCUGCGUGCUUGGCGUAAAGCACUGACAGAACUCCAUGCAAGAUGCCAACACGCCGCUGCGCGAGUAGACGUGGCGGCAUGGCUCUGUGUCUAUCCAUCGAUGUCUCUCAUGGUGAGUGGAAUCCAUCAAUGCGCCGUGUGGAACCUUCGGCGACAAGUCGCAGCGGCGUUCCUGCUGGACGUGGCAGCGCGAGCCCACAACCUGACGGUUCCAGAUACGGAUAAAUCGGAUAAUUCAAACUAAGUUAUCC
Molecule: messenger RNA, 3020 nt
Organism: Aphanomyces invadans
Lineage: Eukaryota; Oomycota; Saprolegniomycetes; Saprolegniales; Verrucalvaceae
Exons: 5
Coding region: 23-3013 (996 amino acids)
Molecular function (GO): protein binding
Source: RefSeq, a predicted model, not a curated record